CUGCAGGGCGGCGGUGCGAGCCGGCGAGCCGGGCGAGGCCUUGCUUGGCGGCUUGGCUGCGGAGUCCGCGCCCUCCCGAGAGCCGUGCGCACCCGGCGCGUUCGCGACUCCCCGGCGACGCGCAUCCCGCAGCCGGCACCCGCGGAUUCGGUCUUGCGGGCGCUUCACCCAGGAGUGCGUCGAGCCGGAGUAAGUGGCGUUGCCCGCGGCCUGCCUCUGAGGAGCCGCGCUGCCCGCCCGCCCGCCCUGCGGGAGAGGAACCCCGCCGAGCACGCAGGUCAGCAGAAGAGCUAUUCAGAGGGAGAAAAUCCUGUUGGUGACAUCAUUCCCUUUGUUCCAGAUACAUUCUGGUUAGCCUGGGAGAGGAGCUCUGAGGUCUAUUAAAGACAUAAACUUACAGGAAAAGGCCUGGUUUUGCAAUUCACGGAAGUAUAUGACACUGUGAGUGAUCCAUUUCACUAAUGCAGAGAUGUCAGCUUAUUUAUAGGAAUUGUCCAAAGCCACAGUCAUGGUGGAUGUAGGAAAGUGGCCAAUCUUCACUCUGCUCUCGCCCCAGGAAACUGGAUCUAUCAGGAAAGCAUGUGUCUUUGGCACCUCUGCCAACGAGGCGAUCUAUGUCACUGACAAUGAUGAGGUCUUCGUGUUUGGACUGAACUAUAGUAACUGUCUAGGAACUGGAGAUAACCAGAGCACACUGGUGCCCAAGAAACUAGAAGCUUUGUGUGGAAAAAAGAUCAAAAGCCUUAGCUACGGGAGUGGCCCCCAUGUCCUCCUCACCACUGAAGAUGGAGUCGUCUAUGCCUGGGGCCAUAAUGGAUACAGCCAACUGGGGAAUGGGACCACCAACCAAGGCGUUUCUCCUGUCCAAGUCUGUACUAAUCUCUUGAUCAAGCAGGUGGUUGAAGUAGCUUGUGGUUCACAUCAUUCAAUGGCUUUAGCAGCUGAUGGAGAGUUAUUUGCUUGGGGCUAUAACAACUGUGGUCAGGUGGGAUCAGGAUCUACAGCCAAUCAGCCAACUCCUCGGAAAGUUACAAACUGUUUACAUGCCAAGAGAGUGGUCAACAUUGCCUGUGGUCAGACCUCAUCCAUGGCUGUUCUGGACAGUGGUGAGGUAUAUGGCUGGGGCUACAAUGGCAAUGGACAGCUAGGCUUGGGAAACAAUGGCAACCAGUUGACCCCAGUGAGAGUGGCGGCUCUGCACGGCAUGUGUGUGAACCAGAUUGUCUGUGGUUACGCACAUACACUAGCACUCACAGAUGAGGGCUUGCUCUAUGCCUGGGGAGCUAACACAUAUGGGCAGCUGGGAACUGGAAGUAAAAAUAACCUGCUGAGCCCAACACAAAUCAUGGUGGAAAAAGAAAGGGUUAUAGAGAUUGCAGCUUGUCAUUCCACCCAUACAUCUGCUGCUAAGACCCAGGGCGGGCAUGUGUACAUGUGGGGCCAGUGCCGGGGCCAGUCAGUGACCCUUCCACACCUCACCCACUUCUCCUGCACCGAUGAUGUGUUUGCCUGCUUUGGCACACCGGCUGUCUCAUGGCGCCUCCUGUCUGUAGAGCAUGAAGACUUUUUAACAGUUGCAGAGUCACUGAAGAAAGAAUUUGAUAGUCCAGAAACUGCUGAUCUAAAGUUUCGAAUUGAUGGAAAAUAUAUUCAUGUCCAUAAAGCUGUUUUGAAAAUCAGGUGUGAGCACUUUCGGUCCAUGUUUCAGUCCUAUUGGAAUGAGGACAUGAAGGAGGUGAUAGACGUCGACCAGUUUUCUUACCCUGUGUACCGUGCCUUUCUCCAGUACCUCUACACAGACACAGUGGAUCUGCCACCUGAGGAUGCUAUAGGCCUUUUGGACUUGGCAACGUCGUACUGUGAGAACAGACUGAAGAGGCUUUGUCAGCACAUCAUCAAGCGAGGAAUCACUGUGGAGAAUGCCUUUUCAUUGUUCUCUGCUGCAGUCAGAUAUGAUGCAGAGGAUUUAGAAGAAUUCUGCUUUAAAUUUUGCAUCAAUCAUUUGACAGAAGUUACCCAGACUGCUGCGUUCUGGCAAAUGGAUGGUCCCCUGCUAAAGGAGUUCAUUGCUAAAGCCAGUAAAUGUGGAGCCUUUAAGAACUGAAGCCAAGGCUGCUGGGCUAGGUGUGAGAGCUCUGGGGCCCUGUGGGUGCGGUGAUUCUGCAGGUAAAGCCCCACAUCAGAGACAGUGCUCUGUAGGAAUAUAUGAAGGAUAUUUGCUUCUUGUGAGUCUGUUUUUUUACAACUCUUGUUUCUAGAUAUGUAUGUUUUAUAUGUGUUUUUCUUACAUUUGACUGAACAUUGGGAAAGGAUGAAAGUUUACAUGCUUUUGUUCUUUUAAUUUUAAUGAAAAGACUUUUAAACUUGUAUUAAGAAAGCCAGUAAAAUAUCCCUAGCCCUUUGGCCACAAGCCUGUCCACAUUGCCUGUGGAGGACAGGCCCUGCCCAGUGCUCCCUGAGUGUUGCUCACUGUCACCAGCCUCCUGUGGGGGCAUCAGCACUGUGGGGGGCUCUUAAGGAGUAUUCUUAAUAUGCAUUAAACCCACUUAAACAGUCAAGAAAUAUGUAGGUUUGCUGAGAUGCUAAUGGACAGGCACCUAGGGCUGGAAAGGUGGCUCAGCGGAUAAAGGCUCUCAUCACUAAGCCUGACGACCUAACUGGAAUCCCCAGAACCCACAUGGUGGAAAGAGAAAGCAGACUUACAAGUGGUCCUCUUACACAUGCACCGUGUCUACACAGAAGGCACAAUAAAGGAGAAAGAAUAAGAACUAGAAGAUUCAGGUCCCUGUAGAAAAUUGACAAGAAAUACCUGUGAGAAGUUGAUGGUAAAGGAGCUUUGCUUGGAGAGGAGAGUGUUACAGAAAUUAGAGCCCCAACUCCCCCGCCCCACAUUACGCAACAGUGCUUCACUAAGGUUGUGUUUGAGACCAGGGUGCACACUACCAUCCCCCUCUCCCUAUAGUUACUCAUAAGCACAUUCUACAUGGCUGCUUUUUUCCGACUUGAUGUGAUUAUUAAAGCCACCCUUCUUACAGGACUCCAUAGAAUGUUCACUGUUUUCAGUGGUGGGAGGAGUCCAGGCCAGAUUCCAUCAAAACUUAAUUGAAGCUUCACCUUCACCUCUCCCGUUUUGGCUUUUCUUUCUAUAAUUGUGUUAGGAAGACAUUUGUCACACCUUGUUAAGCUCCCUAGUCAGGCCUCUCCUGAAAAGUUCAUUUGUAAAACACUAGGUCAGGGGGGAUGGUGAGUAAGACACUAAAGAGGCAGGCAAGUGUGUUGACAGACAAGGUAAGUAGGAACUAGAGCUCAAAG
Molecule: messenger RNA, 3312 nt
Organism: Mus pahari (shrew mouse)
Lineage: Eukaryota; Metazoa; Chordata; Mammalia; Rodentia; Muridae
Gene: Rcbtb1
Product: RCC1 and BTB domain containing protein 1
Exons: 14
Coding region: 509-2104 (531 amino acids)
Molecular function (GO): protein binding
Source: RefSeq, a predicted model, not a curated record